Mesorhabditis spiculigera is the source of this 1647-nucleotide messenger RNA. NCBI's taxonomy places the organism in Eukaryota, Metazoa, Nematoda, Chromadorea, Rhabditida, Rhabditidae. The record is from the annotation of a GenBank genome assembly.
AUGAUGAGCGACGGGCAGGCCCACGCCGCGCUGGCCUUUUUGAUGGCCGGCGUCAACGGGCAGCCGGCGUACAACAUUGACCACUUGAUACGGAACGUCGGCAACUUGAAUAACAUCCCCGGCCUCACCCAAACCGGCAUGGGAUCUGCGGCCGAGUCGAAUUCCACAACCCCCGAUGCCCCCAACCAGGCCCAGAAUUCCACACCGGAAGAGGCGUCAAUUUGCUCGGUCUGCAAAGAUGAGGCAUCCGGACGACACUACGGCGUCGUCGCCUGCUUCGGAUGCAAGGGAUUUUUCCGGAGAACCGUCCGAGCAGGCAAAGCCUACGUCUGCCGAUACGAGCAAAAGUGCAGGAUUGACAAAGCCGGCCGAAACGUGUGCCGAUCCUGUCGAUUCCAGAAGUGCCUUGAAGUUGGAAUGGAGCCUGAUGCCAUCCGUCCCGACCGGGAUAAGACUGGGCGCCAAAAGAACCCACGCCGGACAACCGCCCAGACACCGAUGCUGAGCGGCAACGUCAAGCAGGUCAACCAGAUCGACAACGAUGCAGAAGAAGACGGCCGAAGCACAGCCACAAGCAGAACAGAUUCAACGCCAACGCCCGAAGCCAGCAUCCUCGUCACCCUUGCCGAAGUCGAGCAGCUUUGCUUGAGCCUUCGCGACGUCAUCCCGGCCACGCCGCCCUUGAUUGCCACCUCGGUGUACGACUGCAUCCACAAGCCGUCAUUGGUGUCGCCCCGGACCAAGCCCGACUACACCGGCUCGGAUGGCAUGGUGGACUACCUGAAGUUUGCGCUGAACAUCAGGAGGCUGCUGGUCGGCGUCUUGGACUACAUGAACACGCUGAAGCCGAUCGCUGAUUUGGCGGAUAAGGAGCGGGUGACCAUCAUCCAAAACUGCGCCCCGGCCUACAUGCUCCUGAACUUGUUGCACAACACCGUCCACGCCAACCCCAACAACAACGCAAUUCUCUUUCCAAACGGCCAGUACAUGGCUGAUUUUGGUGACGUCAAAGACGAGCCGGACUUUGGAGAUGAGAAUCGGGACCCGGCCAAGGAAGAGCACGGUCGCUUGAGAAGGCUGCUGAUCCGCGACAUUUUGCCCGCCUUCCGGGAUCUUGAACUUGACGAGCAUGAGUAUGUGGCGAUGAAGGCUGCCCUGGCCCUCGACCCAAACACCGCGCAUCUUUGCCCAGAAUCGAGGAGAUUGCUGUCUGUAGCAAGAGACUCCGUCCAAUCCUCCCUCUACCAAUACAUGUCCGGCCGAGGGCCCGCCGAAGCCAUCGCACGCUACGGCAGAAUCCUAAUGAUGGGCGCCACACUCUCGAAAAUCGGCGAGGAGAAAGACCCCGUCGGCCGUACCAUGUUGCAACGAAUUUUUCUGAUUACACUUGCCUUGGCUUGCCUGGCCGACGGCUUCAUCCUACGCCAGAAACGUCAGACGAUGGAAUACCCUGAGGAGUUGAAGCAGUACGCCCUUCCGCACGCUGGUACCAGGAUCAUGGUCGGAUACGCAAAUCGAUAUGCGCCACAGGAUUAUCCAAAAUGGUACUCCCGUACGAUGAUGAAGUGGGGCGGAGAAAGCCGCAUGUCCCCCUACGAGCGAAGUGACCCCCAUUUCCAGCAAUUCAUGAUGGACAGCUUCCGGCAA